UUUGAAGCGGUGAAAAUGAAUUUUUUCAAUUCUUUAGAUCGCGAACAAUUGAUUUAUACACCUUUUUAUUGCGAAGAGAAUAUUUGGAAAUUAUGUGAGCAUAUUCAACAAAAAGAACCCGGAUUGUUGAAGAAUUGCUUUGUGGUUUUCAUAUCAAACGAUAUCGAACAAGUAUUAUUAUGGGCUCAGAAAAUUGGAAAUCCUAAUCAUAAUUAUCACGUAAUAUGGGAUUAUCAUGUAAUUUUAAUUUACAAUAACACUGAUAACGAUGAUGAUGAUUCUACCAUUGUUUUCGACUAUGAUACUAUUUUGCCAUUUCCAUGUUCAUUCGAUGAUUAUCAAAAAAAUGUACUUCGACGCUAUGAUUAUAUAAAUCGUAAAUAUGAUUGUAAAUUUCGAGUCAUAAUGGCUGAAGAAUAUUUGCGAACAUUUUCAUCGGAUCGAUCUCGAAUGAAAGAUUCGAAUGGACAAUUCAUUCAACCACCUCCUGAUUAUCCUUGCAUACAAACAUCAACAGAAUCGAACAAUCUUAAUGGUUUUAUAUCGAUGGAAAUGCAAACAUUCUCUAUAGGACAAGUGAUGGAUUUAAAUCAAUUACUAAAUAAAUUCUCUAGAUGAUUUAUUAUUUGCUUUAGAAAAAAAAAUAAUUCAUCCGGAGUUACUGUCGCAACGGAAGCAAAAACACUUUAUGAAGAAGUGAAAAAAGAUAAAAAAUAUCGUUACAUCAUCUAUCACAUCAAAGAUGAACGUGUUAUUGAAGUUGAAACUACGGGUCCUCGUGAUGCUACCUACAGUGAUUUUGUAGCAAAAUUGCAAGACUAUAAAAAUGAAUGCCGUUAUUGUGUGUUUGAUUUUCCGGCCAACAUUCCGGUCGAAGGUGGUGGAGAAAAAAGUAACAUGAGUGUCGAUCGUUUGGUACUUAUGACCUGGUGUCCGGAAAGUGCUAAAAUAAAGCAGAAAAUGCUUUACUCAAGCAGUUAUGAUGCAUUGAAAAAAGCUCUUGUCGGUGUUUAUAAAUAUGUUCAAGCUUGCGAUUAUGAAGAAGCAUCCGAAGAAGCUAUUGCUGAAGCUUUUCGUAAAGGUGGCAAAUAGAGAUGAAGACACGAUUGCAAAAAAUAAUUCAUCUUAAUUCUCCCAUAAAAUUUAAAUCUUUUUCUCAGCCACAACCAUCCAACAGCCAACGACGAUUGUGAGAAGCCGUUGUGAUUU
Dermatophagoides pteronyssinus (European house dust mite) is the source of this 1209-nucleotide messenger RNA. RefSeq names its product Cofilin/actin-depolymerizing factor homolog tsr (gene tsr). NCBI's taxonomy places the organism in Eukaryota, Metazoa, Arthropoda, Arachnida, Sarcoptiformes, Pyroglyphidae. The record is from RefSeq and is a predicted model, not a curated record. Gene Ontology annotation, biological process: actin filament depolymerization. Gene Ontology annotation, cellular component: actin cytoskeleton. Gene Ontology annotation, molecular function: actin binding.